Molecule: messenger RNA, 1250 nt
Organism: Eubalaena glacialis (North Atlantic right whale)
Lineage: Eukaryota; Metazoa; Chordata; Mammalia; Artiodactyla; Balaenidae
Gene: RAD51AP1
Product: RAD51 associated protein 1
Exons: 9
Coding region: 133-1131 (332 amino acids)
Biological process (GO): double-strand break repair via homologous recombination; interstrand cross-link repair
Molecular function (GO): double-stranded DNA binding; single-stranded DNA binding
Source: RefSeq, a predicted model, not a curated record
UGGCCGGCGAGGAUUGGAGGACUGGCGGCGGGACGGAGAGCUUCGAGUUUGGUUUUGCGCGGGAACUGGAACGGCUGCCGCCGCUGCCGACAGGAGCCUGCGAGCUGCAGGUUUCCAGCCUUGGAGGGGACCAUGGUGCGGCCUGCGAGGCACAAGAAGCCAGUCAAUUACUCCCAGUUUGAGGACUCUGAUAGUGAUGAUGAUUUUGUUCCUGCAACCGCACCGUUAAAUAAAAAAUCCAGAACUACACAAAAGGAGUUAAAACUAGAAAAACCAGAACCUAAACUGAAGAAUCUCCAGGAAAAAGACAUCCCACUACGAGAGAAAACCCCUAAAAAAAGAAUGCCUUUAGAUGAUAAGCUCUACCAGAGAGACCUAGAAGUCGCACUGGCUUUAUCAGUGAAGGAACUUCCAACCAUCACCAUUGAUGUGGAGGAGUCUCAAGAUAAAAACAUUGACAAACAUGGCAAUAGUGAAACAGAAGCAAUGAGUAAGUCUCCUCAUAUCUCCAAUUGCAGUGUAGCCAGUGAUUAUUUAGAUCUGGAUAAGAUCACUGAGGAGGAGGAUUCCCAGGGUUCUCAGCGGAGAAGAAAAGCGGCAUCCCAAGCCGUGGUCCAGCAGAGGAAGAUUCUUUUGGAAAACAGUGACGGCGACGGUGCCGAUGACUCCGAACCAGACUUUGCAACUGGUGAGGAUUCUGAGGACGAUUCUGAUUUUAGUGAGAGUGAAGAUGAUGAAAGUUUCACUGUGAGAAAAAGUAAAGUUAAAGAAAUUAAAAAGAAAGAAGUGAAAGGGAAAUCUCCAGUUGAAAAGAAAGAGAAGAAAGCCAAAUCCAAACGGGAUGAUGUGGUGACUUCAGUAGAUUCUGCUCCUGCUGCUGUCAAGUCAGAAUCUUGGCCCCCACCGAAAAAGGUUUCUCCUUCUUCAGAGGCCACUAGGAAGCCGUUACAAAUACGAAGUCCUCCAGCUGAAAGCAAGAGACCUAAGUGGGUCCCACCAGCGGUGUCCGGAGGCAGCAGCCGUAGCCCACUGGCAGGAGUGUCUGUGAAGUCUCCAACUCAGAGUCUCCGCCUUGGCUUGUCCCGAUUAGCACGAGUUAAACCUUUGCAUCCAAAUGCUGCUAGUAGCUGAGUGUAGUGGCAAGAAAAUAUUUGAUUAAGAAGAUCUCACUUUUAUAAGCAUGUUUAUAUUUGUGUUUAUAUUUGAGGAGGGUAUUGUAAUAUAAAUGAAUCCUUUAACGUUGUAUAAAU